This is a messenger RNA of Felis catus (domestic cat), 3229 nucleotides long. RefSeq names its product selectin P ligand (gene SELPLG). Gene Ontology annotation, biological process: leukocyte tethering or rolling; hemopoiesis. NCBI's taxonomy places the organism in Eukaryota, Metazoa, Chordata, Mammalia, Carnivora, Felidae. The record is from RefSeq and is a predicted model, not a curated record. Gene Ontology annotation, cellular component: plasma membrane. Bases 170 to 1942 code for a protein of 590 amino acids. The transcript is spliced from 4 exons.
CACGGGGCUCGAACCCAUGAACCGUGAGAUCAUGACCUGAGCCGAAGUUGGACGCCCAACUCGCUGAGCCCCCCAGGCGCCCCCGGUUUCCAUUUUAAAACUGCCUGUGUGUAAGACGAAGAGUUUCUGGAGCCAGAGCCCAGAACUGCUUGCUUUUGGACCUCUGAGCAUGCAGCCUUGGUGUGCCAGACAUGGCCAAAUGAGCGAGUCCGGAUGGAGAAAUAAAAUAAGCAUGUCUUGCCCUGAUGGACUUUGCCAUCUAGCUCCUCAGAGAAGUUACCGAUUGGAGCUAAAAGGACCACCUGUGCAUCUAGAGAUGACUCUGGAAGGAAUGACUGCAUCGUAUUUGCAAACCUCAGGAAGGCCGUUGAAGGUUGGCAGGGUCUGGGACCACAGCCCCGGGUGCCACAGCCGUGCCCUGGCAGUGUGGGCUCGGUCCCUGUCACUGAGGCAGAGAAGCGGCUUCUCCCCGGCUCACGAGGCAGCUGUCCCAUGCUCUGCUGAGCAGGGUGCCAUGCCUCUGCAAGUCCUCCUGCUUCUGAUUUUGCUGGGCUCUGACAGCAGCCUGCAGCUGCGGGAGACAUGGGAGAAUGGAACCAUUGAGGCCCCGGACCCCCUGCUUGUGCAGGGCCAGAAACAAGUGGAGGAGGACCCAGAACAGGACAUGUAUGACUAUAUUGGCACGGACCCUCCAGAGACGCUUUUUACAAAUAGCCCUGGGCCUGUGUCCCUGACCUGGACAUUUCUGGCUAAGACGGCAACAUUGGGGCAGAAGGAUUCCGGAACUCCUGAACAAGCCACUCUGGUGAUAGCCAGAGGGGACUCCGUUGGCCUGGACGCAACAGGGAUGGCCAUGGGGGAUCUGAGCAUGGAAGUGGCCACGCAGGGGGUUCCCGUCACGCUGGGCCCUCUGAGCAAAGAACAGGUCACUGCGUUACCUCCCAUCACAGAGGCUUCAUCCACAGAGGGGGCUCCAUCCACAGAGCUGGCCACCAUUGAGGCCCUGUCCACGGGGCCGGCAGCCACAGAGGCACAGACCACACAUCCUGCGGCCACAGAGGCCCCGUCCACGGGUCCGGCAGCCACAGAGGCCCUGACCACACAACCUGCGGCCACAGAGGCCCUGUCCACGGGGCCGGCAGCCACAGAGGCACUGACCACACAACCUGCGGCCACAGAGGCCCUGUCCACAGGGCCGGCAGCCACAGAGGCCCUGACCACACAACCUGUGGCCACAGAGGCCCUGUCCACGGGGCCGGCAGCCACAGAGGCACUGACAACACAACCUGUGGCCACAGAGGCCCCGUCCACGGGGCCGGCAGCCACAGAGGCACAGACCACACAAACUGUGGCCACAGAGGCCCCAUCCGCGGGACCAGAAGCCACGGAUGCCCUGUCCACAUCCACGGAGCCCACUGCCACAGAGGUCCUGUCCACAGAUCCCGCCACCACAAAGGUCCCAUCCACAGGUCCUGCGACCACAAGGAGCCUAACCAUGGCCCUGCUUGUGCCCUCUGAUCCUUACAACAGCACCACCGUGGCAGUAGGCAAUUCAUCUGAUGGCUUCAUCAAACAAUGGAAAAAUAAUCAGAAUCUUGCCCCCCAGAGCUCCGUGGCCCCCAGCCCCACAGAGGCUCUGGACCGCAUCCCUGUGAAGCAGUGCCUGCUGGCCAUCCUCGUCCUGGCCCUGGUGGCCACUAUCUUCCUCGUGUGCACAGUGGUGCUGGCUGUCCGCCUCUCUCGCAAGAAUCACAUGUACCCUGUGCGCAAUUAUUCCCCCACUGAGAUGGUCUGCAUCUCGUCCCUGCUGCCUGAGGGGGGCGAAGCGCCCUCGGCCACGGCCAACGGGGACCUGCCCAAUGCCAAGAGCCAGGGCCUAAAGGCAGGGCCGAGGGAGGGCCGAGAUGGGGAUGACCUCACCUUGCAGAGUUUCCUCCCUUAACCCCCACCCCUCACCCGCUCAUCCAUCUGAACAGGACCCUCGCCUCCCUGCUCCCUCCAAGGCCCGCCGGGCCACCACUGAGCACCCCGGCUCUGUUCCACGGGUCUGGGCUUCCUUGGGGCCCCUAGGGAUGGGGACCUCUAGGACAGAGCCCCCAGGUGCCCCACAGGAAGCAGAGCAGCUGAACUCUUGCAGCCAAAGCAGGACUGUGGGCAAGCCACCGCAUCCUCCCUCCUGCCUCCGGGGGGGGGGGGGGCCCGGGGAGAUCCCUCCACCUCCCUGUCUCCCACCUGUGUGGGCUCCCUCUGAGGCCUUCCACGGCUGGAACCUCAUCCCCAAGCACCCGGUGAAGCCCCCGCCCUCACGCCCAUUUUCUUCUGGUUGCCAUGGUCACCACAUAGGAAAGGGGGCAUUUGGGGGGCAGGAGUGCUGGAUUCUGAAGGCCAUGCCCUGCCCCUCUCCGACUUGGGGCAGCUUGGGUUUUCUUGGGCAUCUCCCCAGGGAGCCCAGGGUGAGAUCCUGGCCCAGGAGGGUGGGGCGGGCUUGGAGAGCCCAGGGCCAUACCCUUCUUUGGGGCUGUGUGGGUCAUUGUUCACUGAAAUGUCCCACUCCCCAGCCUGCUGCCCGGGACAGCGCAGGUGCUCAAUAAAUAUUCGAUGAACUAACGGUGGCUGUUUCAGGGCGUCAGGGUGUCUCCUGCUGGGGCUUUGGUCCCUUGCUGUUCACCCCGGCCCCGGCCCGCUCCAGAAACACCCCCAACCCCCCGGUCUGUGCCUUAAGUUUUCAGUAUUGUCUCUUGGACACUGGGGGCGUCUUGGUACAUCCUUGGGCAGCCGGGAAGGUUUUAGGCCGUUGGGGGGAUGGGGAAACUGGUCCCCGAAUCCACUUUAUUCAACUCCCCCCCAUGACCCAGUUCUGGCAUACAGAAUUUGGUUCCCGCCCCAACUCUCAGACAAACGCGUCCUCUCAAGGUCAGUGCCAUCCUCCCCAGAAACUCACCCUGACCUCUCCCGGGGAGGGGGGGGUGGCCUGUCUCCCAUUUAACACCCGCUCCUCACAGGGCUGAGCACAGCUGCGGCCUCCAAGGUUUCGUACAAAAUUUGGGGCCAGCAAACCUUUUUCUUCAAUGGCCAGACCAAAAAUAUGUGGCGUUUUGCAGACCGCGCGGUCCCCGUUGCAACUCGUCAGUUCCAUCCUUGGUCCUCGUAGAUUGUGUGUGGUCAUUGGCGAUGUGUCACAAAUGAAUAGGGUUGGCUGCGUUCUAAUAAAACUUUAUUUACAAACAAA